Messenger RNA from Talpa occidentalis (Iberian mole), 2992 nucleotides. It is a transcript of the gene MAN1B1, whose product is annotated as mannosidase alpha class 1B member 1. The transcript is spliced from 13 exons. The record is from RefSeq and is a predicted model, not a curated record. Gene Ontology annotation, biological process: N-glycan processing; carbohydrate metabolic process. Gene Ontology annotation, cellular component: endoplasmic reticulum; membrane. Gene Ontology annotation, molecular function: calcium ion binding; mannosyl-oligosaccharide 1,2-alpha-mannosidase activity. The coding region runs from base 31 to 2001 and encodes 656 amino acids. Lineage: Eukaryota; Metazoa; Chordata; Mammalia; Eulipotyphla; Talpidae.
GGGGUCCCGCGUGCCGCCGCCCCCGCUGCCAUGUAUCCGCCGGCGGCGCCGGCGCCGCAGCGCGACUUCAUCUCGGUGACGCUGAGCCUGGGGCCCGGCUACGAAGGCAGCAAGCGCUGGCGGCGCCGCUCCUGCUGGCGGAAAUGGAAGCAGCUGUCCCGGCUGCAGCGGAACGUGAUUCUCCUGCUCUCCGUCUUCCUGCUGCUCUGUGGCCUCUUGUCCUACAUCCACAUGGCUGAGCAGUGGAGAGUCCAGAACGGUAGGUCGGUGCACGAGCAGAAGAUGAGAGCAGACGACCCACCUGCCGCACCCAGUCCUCAGAAGGCAGACACUCGCCUGGAACACGAGCCCAGGCUUCGGCCUCAGCACCCGCAGAGGCAGCUCCGCCGGGGGCCCCCCAACCUGCAGAUCAGAGCCCCGGACCGGGACCCGCAGGGCGGCCGGCGGGGCGAGGCCCGGCGCAGGGAGGAAGUGGCGGGCCGCGCGGGCCAGGACGACGGCGAGCGGAGGACCGUGGUCAGCUGGAGGGGAGCCGUGAUUGAGCCAGAGCCGGACACCAGACGGCCCUCGAGCAGAGCAGAGGCCCCCCCAGAGCCGUCCCGGGCGCCCCGGAAGAUCCCGAAGCCAUCAGCCACCCCGAAUGAGCGCCAGCUGGCUGUGGUGGAUGCCUUUCGCCACGCCUGGAGCGGCUACCGCAAGUUCGCCUGGGGCCACGAUGAGCUGAAACCCGUGUCUAGGUCCUUCAGCGAGUGGUUCGGCCUUGGCCUCACGCUGAUUGAUGCUUUGGACACCAUGUGGAUCUUGGGCUUACGAGAAGAAUUUGAAGAAGCCCGGAGCUGGGUGUUCCAGAAGCUGCAGUUCCAGAAGGAUGUGGACGUCAACCUGUUCGAGAGCACCAUCCGCAUCCUGGGCGGGCUGCUGAGCGCCUACCAUCUCUCCGGGGACGCCCUCUUCCUGCAGAAAGCCGAGGACUUCGGGAACCGGCUGCUGCCCGCCUUCCAGACACCCUCCAAGAUCCCAUACUCGGAUGUGAACAUCGGCACGGGUGUGGCCCACCCGCCCCGCUGGACCUCCGACAGUACAGUGGCCGAGGUGACCAGCAUCCAGCUGGAGUUCCGCGAGCUGUCCCGACUCACGGGGCUGAAGAAGUUCCGGGAGGCCGCGGAGGCGGUGACGCAGCACGUGCACGGCCUGCCUGGGAAGAAGGACGGGUUGGUGCCCAUGUUCAUCAACACGCAUAGCGGCCUCUUCACGCACACGGCUGUGUUCACGCUGGGCGCCCGGGCCGACAGCUACUACGAGUACCUGCUCAAGCAGUGGAUCCAGGGCGGGAAGAAGGAAACGCAGUUGCUGGAGGACUACCUGGAGGCCAUCGAGGGCGUCAGGAGGCACCUGCUGCGCAGGUCCGAGCCCAGCAAGCUCACCUUCGUCGGCGAGCUCGCACACGGCCGCUUCAGCAGCAAGAUGGACCACCUGGUGUGCUUCCUGCCAGGGACGCUGGCCCUGGGCGCCCACCACGGGCUGCCGGCCGACCACAUGGAGCUGGCCCGGGCGCUCAUGGACACUUGCUACCAGAUGAACCGCCAGAUGGAGACGGGGUUGAGCCCUGAGAUCGUGCACUUCAGCCUGCACCCCCAGAAAGGCGGGAAGGAUGUGCAGGUCAAGCCGGGCGACAGGCACAACCUGCUGCGGCCGGAGACGGUGGAGAGUCUCUUCUACCUGCACCGCUGCACGGGCGACCCCAAGUACCAGGACUGGGGCUGGGAGAUUCUGCGCAGCUUCAACGCCCACACACGGGUCCCCUCGGGCGGCUUCUCGUCCAUCAGCAACGUGCAGGACCCCCGCAACCCCCAGCCCAGGGACAAGAUGGAGAGCUUCUUCUUGGGGGAGACGCUCAAGUACCUGUACCUGCUUUUCUCUGAUGACCCGGGCCUGCUCAGCCUGGACACCUACGUGUUCAACACCGAGGCUCACCCCCUGCCCAUCUGGACCCCCAGCUAGGGGCACAGUGCCCGUUGGGCACGCCUGGACCCAGCGCACCUGUCCUCAAGCUGCCUGUGCACACUGCCCUGGGCUAGGCCGCCCACCCUUGACUUGGCCAUGGCGUCCACCGCUGGGCUGGAUGUGCUCCAGGCACCUCGCCAUAGGUCGCGGCCCCGCCAGGCUGGGUGGCCGCUGGGCCCCCGGAGCUAUGCUCGGGCUUAGCUCUCCCAUCUGGGCCGUCGUCGGACGUGUCAGGAACCAGCAGUUGUGAGGUUCAGGGGCUCCCACCCCGGGGACCUUCUUCCGUGAAACUCUAGCCACAUUCACAUUCCUGAAGCCCACCAGUGUCCUGUGGUGGGUGCGGGGCUCCGUGGGCUGAGCCGCCGGACAGCCGGGAGGCGGCCUGGCCGCGGGGUCUCAGAGCCUGUGAAGGUGCCAGACCCUCGGGUUUCGGGGGCUGCUGGCUGAUCGUGGUGUUUACACACUGGACUCAGGGAUCCCCUGGCUUUUGGGGGGCUGGGCGGGCACCUUCAUUCUCUUCCCAGAUGUCCGACACAUGUGCUGUCGGGGUAAAGUGGAUUUGCUAAAUGGGUCCUGUGUUGCUGUGUCCCUGCAGAGCCCUGCAGGAGUGAGCAGUGUGGGGUGCGCCUUACUUGAGCUGCAGGGGCCUCACCAAGAUCUGUGGUCCUGCAGGGAGUGGCGGGGCGCCCCGGCCCUUCUCUGGCAGCGGGCUGUGGUCCUGACCGUGGAGUCCACCCCUUCGUAGUGAGAGGACAGCAUGCUGGGCCGCAGCAGGACCUUGCAGCCCUGGGUCUAGCAGGCCUCGGGACAGCCUGGCUCUUCCCUCAGCCAAGUGAAGCCUGUUGCCUGUGCUAGAAGAUUCCCUGGUCUGGAAGCCUGGUCCUGGCCAGUCCUUGGAGACGCCUUUGGGGCCCGCUGCUGGGGGCAGGACUUGGGCUCUGGGACUGGCUGUCCUGUCCGCACCCACCUCCCGCUGAUCCCCGGGCCA